This is a messenger RNA of Xenia sp. Carnegie-2017, 666 nucleotides long. RefSeq lists its product as uncharacterized. NCBI's taxonomy places the organism in Eukaryota, Metazoa, Cnidaria, Anthozoa, Malacalcyonacea, Xeniidae. The record is from RefSeq and is a predicted model, not a curated record. The transcript has 6 exons. Bases 39 to 473 code for a protein of 144 amino acids.
UACUUGUGAUUACGUAUUUAUUGUAUAGAUCGAGUAAGAUGGAAGCGAUGGGUUUGCCUCAAGGCUAUGAUGCCAGUGAGCCAGGAAAUAUCUUUGAGGCGCUUAGUACGGAUCCUGACAGGUUGAAACUUGAUGCUUUCCUGUACGGAAUUUCCCAUCAACAUCAUUUAGCACUAGAGCGCACCAGACAAACGAAUACGGAAACUGCAGGCAAGAGAAUUGUGUCUGAAAUUCAUAAUUUCCUGGAAGAAGAUGUUGACUUGAAAGAUACGCACUUCAUGUGUAUUGCUGGGGCACUUAGUGCAUCGUUGGAGGUGUGGUGUCCUAAGAGAACUUGGAAUGGAGAAAAUGAGAGAGUUGCUUGUUUCGGUGGUAUAAGCAUUUACAAAAGAGAUUUGAAUACACUAAAUGAUAAUAGUUGGGUAUGCGACACCAUCGUAGACGUCCUGUCAAGGCACUACCCAAAAAUCUAGGUGUAGCUGAAAUAAAGGACGAAAGUCACUCUAAAUGCAUGGCUAAUGUGUCAAAACAUUUACAUUCUUAUUUAUAGGUACUACUGUAAAUUAGCAGAAAAAAGAAAUGCAAAAUAUUCCGCAUUUAGCAAUUUUUUUCAAAAGAAACUGUUAAUAGAUGGACCUCCAGGAGAAAGACCGCUGAGAUUAUCAG